AUGAGUGCACUUUUCCCAGAGUUGUAUACAAAGGGUUCCAAGAUAUGGAUCAAACACUCGACAGAUGUCUGGCAAUGUGUUGUCAUUAAAGUUAAUUUCAAUCAAAAAGAAAAAAGUCUUGUUGUGGAGGAUGAAGAGGAACAGGAAAUAACAUUACCGGUGAACGACUUGUCAUGUCUGCCACCCCUGCGGAACCCAGACAUCCUGAUCGGUGCCAACGAUUUGACGAGUUUGUCAUAUCUUCACGAACCCGCAGUGCUGUACAACUUAAGGGUCCGAUUUCUGGAGCAGUCGGCGAUCUACACGUGGUGUGGCAUCGUUUUGGUGGCCAUCAAUCCAUUCUGUGAUCUCGAGAUCUAUGGCGAAGAGACCAUUCAGACGUAUCAUAAAUCUCAAGGCGCGGCACAACUCGACCCUCACAUCUAUGCGGUUGCCGAAGACGCCUUCACUAAGCUGGAAAGGGAUGACAGAAACCAAUCCAUUAUUGUCAGCGGCGAGAGUGGAGCCGGCAAAACUGUUUCGGCUAAGUUUGCGAUGAGAUAUUUUGCAUCCAUUGCUGGAACCGAUUCAUCCAAUAUUGAGAACAGAGUAUUGGCCAGUAAUCCAAUUAUGGAGGCCAUCGGAAAUGCAAAAACCAACAGAAAUGAUAACUCAUCGCGUUUUGAUUUGUUGGAGAUUAACGAAAAUUUAUUUAAAGGGAAAUACAUUCAGAUAUUAUUUGACGGUCAGAGUCGGGCCAUAACGGGUGGAAAUAUGAGGACUUAUUUGUUGGAAAAGUCUCGGGUUUCGCGUCAGAGUGAAGGCGAACGCAAUUUCCAUAUAUUUUAUCAAAUGUGUACUUUUGCACAACAGAAUCGUCUCAAGCAUCUCAAGUUGGACUCCAAUACGGAAUUUGCAUACUUGGCCUCAAUAGAGCCGACCCCUUAUGACGAUAUGAACAGAUUUGUUGAGGCGAUGCAAUGUUUGGGGUUCACAGAGAAGCAACAGAAUCUGGUCUAUAAUGUGAUCGCAUCCGUACUACACGCCGGCAAUAUUGAGUUCACUCGCAUUGAUGACGAGAAGUGCUGUCUUUCCGAUAAUUCUGAAGACCAUUUGCAGACUUUUUGCGAACUUUUAGGUUUGGAUCCGUUGGCCACAAAACAAUGGCUCACACAUCGAGUCCUGAAGACGGGAAUGAGAGAAAUCAUAACAACAACUUUGACGGCAGAGUUGGCCCAAUACGGAAGGGAUGCUCUGUUGAAGUUUGUCUACGAGACUAUGUUUUCAUGGAUUGUCGGUCUCAUCAACAAAGCUCUCGGCCCAACUAACUUAUCAAUUAAUUACCCAUUCAUUGGUGUCCUUGACAUCUACGGGUUUGAACAUUUUGAAACAAAUAGUUUUGAACAGUUUUGUAUCAACUAUGCAAAUGAAGUUCUCCAGCAACAGUUUAAUCAACACGUCUUUAAAUUGGAACAAGAAGAGUAUGUCCGCGAAGGCAUUGAUUGGCAAUUCAUUACUUUCACAGAUAAUCAGCCGGUGAUUGACAUAAUAGAAGCCAAACCUAUCGGCAUAUUAUGUCUUUUGGACGAAGAGUGCAAAAUGCCUAAAGGCACAGACGAGACGUGGGGCGCAAAACUAUACUCGCAGAUUAAAAUUGGGGAUGUCUUCCAGAAACCAAAGUUUGGUUCCAGAAAUUCAUUUAUUAUCCAACACUUCGCUGAUACUGUUGUUUACAACGUCGAGGGUUUUCUGGAGAAGAAUAGAGACACCAUUUGGGACGAACAAAUUGAUUUACUUAAGAGAUCAACAGUUGUGGACACACUGUUCAGUGACGGGUCAUCGGGAGAACCGACUCAAAAAACUGGUGGAAAAAUCAAAAUAACUCCUGUAAUAUAUAAUCACUUGAAUGGACGACAGCAACAACAGUCACAGAAACAGCAAAGACAAGCGAAGGCAACGGUUGGCUCACAAUUCAGAGACUCUUUGGCCGCACUGAUGAAGAUAUUGAACGCUACGGAACCACAUUAUGUCCGCUGUAUUAAACCCAACGAUAAUAAGGCCGCCUUUGAGUUCAAUAACAUCCGAGCCGUACAGCAGUUGAGAGCUUGUGGUGUAUUGGAAACCAUAAGAAUUAGUUCCAAUGGAUUUCCCUCGCGUUGGAGUUAUUCUGACUUUGCAAACAGAUAUCGUGUCCUUCGGAUUGGUUCGCACCGAAAGUUAUCAAAGAGUGGCUCUCAGAGCCAACAAUCAGUAUCUUUUGUGGUCACAUUAGGUCCAGUUCCCAAAGCGGCCCCUCGGAAACUGUUGAGAGCCGGUUCCAGUACUUCCAAUGAAAUCCGAACACUUUGUGAAGAUAUCGUCAAAAUUGUUUAUGAGGAGAAAGUGUUUUCUGCAUUGAGUGGUGAGUCUCCACAGCAAACACAGGCGCAGCAGUUGUUCCAAUUCGGCAAAACCAAGAUCUUCUUCAGGUCGGGUCAGGUCGCUCUUCUCGAGCGCAUCCGAAGUCAGAAACUCAAAGAAUGUGCUAUUCUUUUGCAACGUAUGAUCCGCGGAUGGCUUGUGCGGCGCCGGUAUAUUAAGAUUAGGUUCACAAUAAUGCGAUUGCAAUGCUAUGCCCGAGCAUUCCUCGCCAGAAGACUGUACUUACACUUAAGACGUACCAGAGCUGCCACUCGUAUACAAACCAAAUGGAGGGCUUGGAGUGCGAGACAGAAGUUCUUGACAUUAAAGAGAACUGCUGUUGGGUUACAACAGUACGCACGCGGAGUCAUCGCCAGAAGGAAGUUCCUGAAGAUUAAGGAACAUUUGGCGUCCAUUACUAUACAGAGAUAUUGGAGGGGAUAUGUGGCUCGUAAGGCAUACCUGAAGAGAAUCCGUCGCGUGAUUAUCGUCCAGUCUUUGAUCCGUCGAUUCCUUGCUCGACGACAGCUCAAGAAACUGCGAAUUGAAGCCCGAAGUGUAGAACACGUGACUAAUCUGAACAAAGGUUUGGAGCGAAAGAUCAUUGAAUUGCAGCAAAAAGUGGAUGAUAUGAAUAAUCAACGAAAAGCUUUGAUUCAAAAUGAAAACGAGAUCUCAGAAUAUAAGAGUCAGUUCUCACGGCUUGAGAUCGAGAUAAAGAAUUUGAAGAACGAUUUGAAACAAAAAGAUAUUCAGUUCCAGACGUUAGCGGAUGAGAUGAAUGACUCGAAGAAUGUGAACGAAAAACUCGCGAAAGACGUGGAGAGACACAAAUCAAAGAUAAAUGAGUUGCUCUCGAAUAACGCUCGGAUUCGUCAGGAAAACGAUCCCAAACUGAUCGAAGCCGCGGUCAAAGAGAAGGAGAAACUAUUGAUCACUAAAUACGAGAAAGAGAAGAAGGCUUUGAUCGAUGAACGAGAGAACGAAAGGGCUUCGAGACAACAGUUGCUUCGCAAGUAUAUGGCUCUCGAAGAGAAAUACCAGAGCGGAGGCAGAGGUGAAGACGACGACGAUAGGAGUCCAGACAUAUCGACGGUGUCUCUGAUGAUGAGGUGCAGUGAGUUAGAGCAGGAGUGCGCGAAAUGCAAACAAGAGAACCAAGAGAUGCGGGAAUUGAUUGCCGCGUCGGCCGACUUCGAGGACAACGACAGGGGAGCCUCCCUUUUGGCCCAACAAUGCGCUCAAAUGCAGAUCGAAUUGGAUCGGUAUCGCGAAGAGAGGACUAACCUUAAGACUAUUGUUCUCUCACAAGAAUCCAAUAUUAAAGACGUCAGCGGUGAAAGUGAAUUAAUUUCUGCGUUUAAAGCAAUCAUUAAACAACUCGAGAGUGAACUCGAAGAAACCAAACAAACGAAUCAACAAAUGAAAACUGAAAUGAGUUCACUAAUGAAUGACAACAAUAGACAACAACAACUAAUUGGUAUUAAUAGCGAACCGAUUGCCGUGAAUGGUAGCGGAGAUAUGAUCACUCGAUUCAAACAAGAGAAUACAGUACUGAAGGAAAAGUGCGAGAAAUUAGUUCUGGAGAACAAACAAAUGAGAAUGGAUUUGAUGAGACGAAAGAUACUCGAAAACGAUGACGACGAGUUGGAGAGUCCCAACCAAAACGACUACCAGAAUAUGAAUUAUAUGGGAAUGUUUGAGUAUAAGCAACAAAACGAGUCACUUAUUCUCACAAUUCUGAUUAAUGAUUUGGAGCCGAGUGUUGCCCUCAAAUUCCAGCCCCACAUUCCCGCAUACAUUCUCUUUAUGUGCAUUCGUUUCACUGAUUACAAUAACGAUGACGUUAUGGUCCGAAGUUUUAUGAAUAACACCAUUCUGUCGAUUAAGCGCACAAUUAAGCGAAACACAAACGUCGAGACAUUUAUUCUGUGGCUUUCAAACACUUGCAAAUUAAUCACUUGUUUGAAACAGUUUUCCGGCGAAGAACAGUUCGGCGAGUUUUAUGAGUCCCUUAAAAACUUUGAUUUAAGUGAAUACAGACAGAUGUUCAGCGAUAUCGCCAUUUGGAUUCAUCAGGGGGUUAUUAAACAAUGCGAGGAAAGGAUCCAAAGUCUUAUUGUUCCGGCGAUUCUUGAAUACGAAGGCCUCGCCUCUUCGGGAAUGUAUUCCCAGACAUCGAUUCAGAGGUCCGGCAGUGUUAGUGACGAUACAAACCUCUCUCCCUCUCCAACAGAGAAACCAAUUGAAGCGCUUAUCAAAGAACUGUUUUACUUCAUGUGUUCGAGUUCUUUGAAUAACCUAUUGUUGCGCAAAGACUUAUGCCAUUGGAAUAAAGCGAUGCAAAUUCGGUUCAAUUUAUCGUCAUUAGAGCAGUGGUGUCGCGAACAACAGAUCCCAAAGUGGAACGAAUGCGUCGAGAAGUUAGAGCCCAUCAUUCAGGCCACGAAACUCCUGCAGACCCGCAAGACUGAGGAACACAUCCCUACCAUCGUUGAGAUGUGUAAUAAACUCAGUUCGUCACAAAUCAUCAAAAUCCUGAACCUUUACACCGCCGGCGAUGAGGAGAGGAUUUCCAGUAAUUUCAUCAAAAAAGUUCAAAAACAUUUGGCAGAGCAGAGAAAGACCGAGGGCACAAAUACCACACUAUUAAUGGAUACGAAAUACGCGUUUGCCUUCACAAUACCAUACAUUCCAACGGAUGUCAAACUCCAGAGUAUAGCACUUCCAUCUGUUUUAGUCAAAAAGGGUUUGGCGACUGUCCUCAAGAAGAUAUAGAAUUCCGUUACACUUCACAACACAUUCAAAGUUUAAUUAGAUUUGCCGUAUAUUACAUUCGUUGAGCUUUUUUUUGCAAUUAUUUUAUUUAUUUAUUUAU
This is a messenger RNA of Oppiella nova, 5257 nucleotides long. The record is from the annotation of a GenBank genome assembly. NCBI's taxonomy places the organism in Eukaryota, Metazoa, Arthropoda, Arachnida, Sarcoptiformes, Oppiidae.